AUGCAGAGCUCUUUUCAGCUGGUGUGGCUCUCUUUAGAUACAGCGUUAGGGUUUUCCUAUACAAUCCGUUUUCAUCGUCUUGCUACAGAACUUGAUUGUAAAGUUUACACGUUAAAGAGUAAGGAUAUUAAUUGAGGAAUUUGUUCACAAUGCCUGAGGCGAAGACAAACGCUGGAGAUGGAAAUAAACAAGGUGCUUUCAAAGACAAGGAUAAGCCCACCGAGAUUCGUAUGAGUAACAUCACAGCAGCAAAAGGUGAGUAUUUCUGCCUGUGAUUCAAUAUCUACAACAGGAGGAUUUACAAGAGAACUAUUUUGCGUUCUUAGCUGUUGCAGAUGCGAUCAGAACAAGUCUUGGGCCUAAAGGGAUGGACAAAAUGGUGAGUGACAGCCACAUGUAGCAAUGGAGCUAUGCAGUCUUGUCACUAUCGGAGUUUUGUUGGUGAAACAAACGUGUUCACUUUGUAUGGUUUCACAAAACCUCUUUUUGGCUUAAAUGUUGAAUUUUUGUAACAUAUCCGAAAUUGAAAUGAUGACAGACUUGAUACGACAAAUUAUCCAGACUGGAAAUAAAGGUUUGAAAUAUAUUUUUCAAUUUUUUUUGGCACUCAGCCAGAUUGUCAGCCGGUAACUUUGACUGAUUUCCAGCCGUCAACUUUGACAGAUUUCCAUUUCCAUCUCUUAACCCUCUGACCCCUUAAGAAUUAUAUUACCCCUGAAUUGCACAGUGAAGACAUGAGAAUUAAGGAAAUGAUCUCCCAAACUAUGAUAGGAUGUAAAAGGUUAAUAAAUCAAGUUUUAAGCCUCACAGCCUUAAGCUUUGCAGCUUUACGAGUUAGUCAGCCUCAUAUACUCUCUUGCAUUUUUUCAUAGAUAUUUUGGGUGAUGAGAUACUGGUCUCUGUUCUAAUUCAUAUUCACUUAAAAGGAAUUGUAACAAAUCCCUCUGUACAGCUUAGUACAAUGCUUAUUCCAAAAAAUUGAAAUUAAUGUUGUUUGUGUUCUUGGCUACUGUCUUAGAUCCAAAGUGGAAAUGGUGACGUAACAAUCACCAAUGAUGGUGCCACAAUUUUGAAGCAAAUGCAGGUGUUGCACCCAGCUGCAAGAAUGGUAAAGUGGUUAUUUAUUCAUAUUGAGAUAUAUAGUAGAGUUUCCUGUUAGUAGAGGGAGUGGAAAGAUAUAAAAAUCUGCCAGUGGGUGAAUUAGCUAUGAUUACCAACUGCAUCACUAAGUGGGGGUUGGGUGACCAAGACAUCCAGGAGCUUCCACUAUUGGCAGCCAGCUCCUAGAUGGAGACUGCUCCCAUGGCUGGCAAAUCCUGAGAACCCAGCCACGAGCUCUCAGGCAGGAAAGGGAAACAGGCACCAGUCACAUUGAAUAAACAGUGGAAAGAGGGAAGGAAGAGGGAGAAAAACAGCCUGGAUAAUGAGCUGGCACUUCAAACAAUGCUGAAAGUUCACACUCAAAGCUUUCACAAGAAAGCCUUAAAUGAAUAGUACAUGGAAUUCCCAGGCACACGCAUAUGCAACAAUAGCAGACUACUAGAGAAAGCUGAUGCUCUUUGUUGUUAACUCUGUUAAAUUACAUUAAACUGCAUAUAAUUUUUACUGCAAAAUUUAUAUGUAAUGUUUCUUGUUGUAGUUGUAUGUUGUACUCCACUACUGAUGUAUAAUGUGAGUCUGUACCAAGUGUUUGUUUUUACCCUCUUCAUUAAAUAGCUUGCCCACAUUUCUGGCUUGUUAUUCAGAUGGGAGGGAGAAAUCAAAUGGUUGCUCCAACAACUUUACUGUAACUGAUACGUUUAAAGUCAAUAGAAGCAAUCAACAUGGGCUUGUUAGGUGUACAGUUGUACAUUUAGACCAUCUGUAAAGUAUGAAUUAAUGUAUCUGCUGUGUUCAUAUAUAUAAUGCCUUGAGAGUCUUAGUUAUAAAUUUUUUUCAUGCAGUAACUUGUUUCCAGGACUACAUUUUUAAGCUUGACUUCUUGAGUUGCAAUGAAACUAGUGCUUAUGUGUGUUAUGCAGUAAAAAGUUUGUUAUCUUUUCUCUCAUAAAUGAGUUUUAGGUUUUGAUACUACUGACAGCUUUUGUGUACCAUCUAAACCACAUGAGUUAAAAUUGUAUAUCUAUUAUUGUGAUUUUAGCUGGUAGAGUUGUCUAAAGCUCAAGACAUAGAGGCUGGAGAUGGUACAACAACUGUAGUAGUGAUUGCUGGAAGCUUACUCAGUGCUAGUGCUAAACUACUGGAGAAAGGUAACUUUUUACUACAUACACCUUAAAAGGAUUAAUUGUAUGUGGAAAUUAGAUACAGACACCAUGUAAGAUUUAUCUCUUUAAAUGUGCUUGGCUAGAUAGUUUGAGCAACAUUAGCAUCUUCUUGAGUUAUUUACAUUUAGUGUAAUGGAAAGAAUGACAUUAUACCCUCUUCAUUUAAUAGCUUGCUUGAACCAAUGGCUUGUUAUUCAGAUGAGAGGGAGAAAAAAAAUGAUUGCCCCCAACAACUUUUUCAUUAAUCUUUUAAUGUUAAGGUCACUCUAGGCAACCUACAACUUUUCUUAAAAUUAUUUGAGAAAGAUUUGGGCAGAGAACUCUUAAAGUAUAUCUGUACCAACUUGUUUACCUCCUGUUUUUUUUUUAAUUACUUGUGGUCCUAGAGAUAAAACAAAAUUCAAAGAAAACGUUGAUUAGAGUCUCACAAAUUAUUUAUCUUUAAAGUUUGGUCUGAGAGCAUAAUGUACAAAUGUACCUCAAGAUUUGGACUGGAAAAUUUACCUUCCAGAGGUAGAAAGAUGUCACAAAAUUAAAGACACUAAAGUGAUCAGAUGUAUUGAUCUUUUUUAACAGUCUUUCUUCAUCAUUGUAGGAAUUCACCCCACCACUGUAUCUGAAUCUUUUGAGAAGGCAGCUGCUAAGGCAGUGGAAAUACUGACGACCAUGUCCUCGCCAGUUGCUCUAAGUGACAGAGCAUCUCUACUGAAAAGUGCAAUGACAUCCCUCAGUUCUAAGGUGAUGGGGCUGGCACCAAUUGUGUGUUAAUUAAGUACUGUCGAGUAGUUAACUCUACUCCACUCCACUUCCAACAGGUUUUAAGCUGCAUGAAAGUGUUUUUCUGACAUUCUUGUCUUCUUUAAAUCUGAGUAGUGUUUUUUUGAGAUUUUGACAUCUCUUUAGAUGUUGUGUGUGGUCUUAAUAUUUCCUUUCAUUUCCUCAUCAGGUUGUCUCUCAGUACUCAAAUCUUCUGGCACCAAUCACAGUUGAUGCUGUCCUUAGAGUCAUUGAUCCUGCAACAGCUGAAAAUGUUAACCUUAAAGAUAUCCGAGUUGUGCAGAAAUUAGGGUAUGUCGUUAAAAUGGAUUUGCUUAAAUUUUGCCCAGUUCUGUUUCCAUGUAGCAACAUUAGGCUGCAAAAUUGCUUCUCUGUAAGAAGAUUUGUAAAGAUGGGUACAGUGUGCAAGGACUCUGGUUUACAGCUAUGAUGACCAAAUGAUUGCCCCCAUAAUAUUCUUCUGUGAUUAAUCAAUCUGCACCAUUGAGUGCUGUCUGAGCUGUUUCCUUGUAUAGUGUUGAUAUUUUACCAUAGUGAAUAUUUUCGGUCUGUUUUGGUUCAGAAAAUUUUCUGUCUUGAAUGUUCAUGAUAUCACAAUUUCUGUCUGUGACAUGACUGUCAGACAAAUAACUUGAAUUGUGGAAUUAACUCCAAGCUUUGAUUAACUCAUCUUCGGAAACUCUUGCUUCCUCUUCUCAUCUUGGCAUGGUCUUGAGCAAUAUUAACAAUUCUUUUACCUUCUUCACUGAGAUGGUUGUGUUUUGUUUUUCAGUGGCACAGUAGAUGACACAGAGCUGGUGGAGGGUCUUGUUCUGGAACAAAAAAUCAGCCAUUUGGCUGGAGGAAUAUCGCAAGUGGAGAAAGCCAAAAUUGGACUUAUACAGUUCUGUAUUUCACCUCCUAAAACAGAUGUAAGUUUGAAUGGAUUGAUAACUUUGUGUGGAUAGCAAGUAAAAUUCACAAAUCUGUAUCUAAUUUAGUAAAAGAUAAGCAGUUUUUCAAGCAUGGGGGUGCACUGAUUUUGCCGAUAGGCCUAGGCAACAUAAACCUGUUCAGAUUUCUGAUGUUAAUAUAAACAAGACCAAUUUUCUGUUUACUAUAUUCAGAGUUAAAAAUCACCCCAAGAAUUCACAGUAAUCAUAUUAAAGAAACCUUUUUUAACCCUUUAAUUCCUGAGAGUGACCAGCAUCUAAAUUCUCCUUUCAAUAUCACCCCUGAAUCAAACAUUAAGGUUAUGAGAAUAAAGGAAAUGAUAACAAACUGAAGAAUCUCUAGAUUGUUUAACAAAUUCUCCUUGCCAGCACAUUAGGAAAUUUAUAGAGAACAGUAUGGAGAAUAUGCAUACUGAUGUUAAGGUGUAAAGGGUUAAUUGACCAGACUAUGAAUUGUUUUCCUUUCAGAUGGAAAAUCAAGUAAUAGUUAGUGACUACACACAGAUGGACAGGGUGUUACGCGAGGAACGUCAGUACAUCCUUGAUAUCUGCAAGAAAAUAAAAAAGGCAGGAUGUAAUGUCCUGCUCAUCCAAAAAUCUAUUUUAAGGUAUGUUGUGCACAUUUUUCAGCUUUUGUGUUUAUUUGUAGUCUUGUUGAUUGGGUUGUUAUUUUAGGACCAGGCGAAGAAGGCACAAGUUUAAAUUUUUGCAGAGUUUUUAUCUUUAUCUCUGUUAAUAUUCUCUGCUGUUUUCUGUUUUACAGAGAUGCUGUCAGUGACUUAGCCCUCCAUUUCUUGAACAAAAUGAAGAUUCUUGUUGUUAGGGACAUAGAGAGAGAUGAAAUAGAAUUCGUAUGCAAGGUAAGUGAACCUUGUGGGGCUAAGGAAUUUAUUCAAGCAAUCCAGGGGAAAAUAGUCACAAAUAGUAGAAAGAUGUAGCCAGAGAACUCCAUUUUGAAGUUCAUAGAGGUUACUGGAAUGGUGGUACACAUUUUUGUCUCAAGAUUCUUGUCUGAAAGCGUAUAUUAGUUAUAACGUUAUAUAGGGUUGAAUCUUAAUUGGAGGGAAAACGGCUGAAAAUAAACUGUAAGCUGGUUUUUUUUUUUCUGAAAGUGUUUAGAACUUAUUAGUAUAUUGAUAUUAAUCUUGAUUUGAGUCAGUCGUGACUUAAACAACAAUUUUAGGUUGUCACUACCAGAACUUUGCGUGGAAAUGAAUGCAGUAAAUUUGUUAUCUUCUUGAUUUCAGAGCUUAGGAUGUAAACCAAUUGCCAGUUUGGAUCACUUCACUCCAGAGAUGUUAGCAACUGCAGAGCUUGUGGAGGAAGUACCCCUGGGUACCAGCAAAGUAGUCAAGGUGACAGGGGUUACCAAUCCUGGUCGAACUGUCAGCAUAUUGGUGAGAGGAUCCAACAAGCUUGUCUUGGAAGAGGCUGAGCGAUCACUUCAUGAUGCUCUUUGUGUUGUGAGAUGCUUGGUUAAGAAGAGGUAACUCGUGAAUCAUGAAAACGAUAUCUUACUGGAAGAUCACUUCCCUUGAAUGUGGUAGGGGAGGAAAAAUGUCCAUAAACAUUGACUCAAAAGGAGGAAGAGUGUGGAUAUGCAAGUACCAAAGCCUUUUCCUCAAGCUUGUUAUGAUUGUUAAACAUUUUUCUUUACUCUGAUACUUCCUUUAUACUUCGAGCUUAUUUCUAUUGGUUUUACGGGCCGAAUUUCACUGUACUGCCCCAUAUAUUCAAAGUUUGUUUAAAUUGAGAUCUUCCCCUUCAUAAGCCAGAGUCUUAGUUAUGCAACUGUAAGUGUGAGUAACACAGUAUGCUUAUAAAUCUUCUAAAAUAUAUAUAAUAAUUGUCAACGUUAUAAAAAAAAGAGAUUUCUAUCAGAAAUCUUCGUACAUACCUCUUACUAAUCUUGUUUUCUCGGUCCGUACUUUAAAUUACGGAACCUUGCGCUUGGGCCGUAAAUCCGAGCGGAAAUAACUCGGUCUGUGACUUACAGUACGGGCCAAGAAAGCGAGGGUAGUAAGAGGUAUGUGUGAAGAUUUCUGACAGAAUUCCUUUUUUUCAACGUUGGCUAUGAUUAUAUGUAUGGUAGAAGGUUUAUAAGCGUAGCAUGUUACUCACACCUAUAGUUGGACAACUUAGACUUCGUACCAGAUUAACAGGGACAGAGUCAUUUUUCAUAUUUGUUCUUCAACCGAUUCAUUUCUUAUUCAUAUUAUUAGUUGAUUUAAUUCAUUCUGAUUCUUGAUAUCAACAGAGCUCUCAUAGCGGGAGGCGGAGCUCCAGAGAUCGAAGUGUCCAUCAAGCUGGCUGAACAUGCGCGCACGUUGACAGGAAUGGAGGCGUAUUGUGUCCGUGCAUUUGCAGAGGCGUUGGAAGUUAUCCCUUACACACUCUCCGAGAAUGCUGGUCUGAAUCCUAUUGCUACAGUCACGGAGCUAAGGAACAGGCAUGCAAAGGGCGAAACUACUGCAGGAAUAAACGUCAGGAAGGUGAGAUCCUGGAAAUUCUAUUCAAGUGUUCAAAUGUUUAUUUUGUGGACCGUUUUUACUCCACAACAGUUACAUAUAGAAGUCUGUUAUUCUUGUUAUACUUUGUCCAACUCCGAUAGUUCUUUAAAUACCUUGAAGUUUUCUAUCAUGUUUGGCCUUUUGGCGUUUGGUUUUUGAAUUGUGCCCGGCAUCUUUAAGAAAUGUAAGUUGAGCACAGCGAGAUACAUUGUUUCAUAACUUUUUCUUGGGAAAUUGACUUGUUAACCUCAACGUCGUGUGCUACGGGCAGUUUCACUCGUAUGGCAUUUUUUUUUUUUUAUUUGUUGGCAGAGUUUUAUUCAGUUUUCUUUUUUCAUAUUUCAUUUUUGUUCAUAUCUUUGUUUUUCAGGGCACAAUUACUAAUAUUCUAGAAGAGAACGUUCUGCAGCCGCUUCUCGUGUCAACCAGUGCCAUUCAGUUGGCAUCCGAGACAGUUCGUAGCAUUCUGAAGAUCGAUGACAUUGUAAGUAUAAAUAACUAUCAUUGGUAAAUUUAACGGCCUCAAGUUAUACAAGUUAUUCUAAGCAGACCGCACGCAACCGGGAUAUUUUUCCCACUGGUUUCAUAAUGACGGAGGUUAAGUGAGAGUAACAAGGAGCUUUAGAAACAGCAAUAUACAAUGACAGCUACUUUUUUAUGACAGAAGUUAAAGAUUAGAGUCAGUGUGUUCAAAACAGGAUUACCAAACUUUUGAUUUAGCUAUUCACAGGUUUAAGCUUUUAGUUCCACCAUCCCUUCCUCACAGUAAGAUGAGCUCCCACCAAAAUCUGGCCCCAAUACACGUUGCAGUAUAAAAUUGGAAAAACCAGAGCAAGAAUUAAUUUCCGAAAUCUUCUUUUACAGGUAAAUACAAGAUAAAUGUCGAAGGAAAGAUAUCACUAAGAAGCCAUGUGCCGCUGGGAUGCGAGCGCGUGUACAGGAGAAACUAAAAAGACCACAAACAGAUCGAAACCUACUCAAAAUAAACUGUUCAGCUUGAUAUGAACAAUUUGCACAGUGUUGAGUCACCAGUUUCUCCAUUAUGAAAUGGAGACAUUUGGCAACUGAAUUACUCAGAAUUCCUGGCUUUCAAUAUUAUUAAAGAGAGUGAAAUACUUUGUGUUUAAAUUAUUAUUUAGUUGACGAGUUCAAGGGUGUAGACAGGAUCCUUCAAAAUGAGGUUCCUUCAUCGCUGUCGGAUUGGAGAGGGUGCUAAAUAUUAGUUUGAGAGUCACAAACAUGUAACCUGGUGUGUUUCAACCUUUUACUGUCUAACAUCAGGAUAUAUAUUCUCCAUACUGUUCUCUAUGCAUCCUCUAAGUUUCUGACGAGGAGAAUCACUUCCUCUAUUCUCGUGACCGCAAUGCAUGAUUCAGGGGUGAUGUAGUAAGGAGACAUUAGAUGCUAGUCACUGGCAGGGGUUCAAAGUGUUAAAAAUGUUUCAUUGUGCGUUGUUGAACUGUUUGUCAGACAUCUCGAUAAACUAGACGAGGAACAGACCUAGAAAACGCCAGGGCGUGUCACGAAUAAUCGCGAUUCCUUUCUCUAAAUACCGGUAGCAAUUCUGUCAACAAGGGGGGUAAGUUUCUAAAGAAACUGGUGCUGCGUCGGUGGGAGAGUGUAACAAGGUAAUUUUAGUAUUAUCGACUGAGUUGAUAGCGUUAAUUGGCCACCGUAAAGAGUCGAAAAGCUGACGUUUUGAGCUUCAGCCCUUCGUCAGAGCGAUUGACAAAGGGCUAACGCUCGAGACGUUAGCUUUCUAACUCUACGGUGGCCAAUUUACAUUAACAACUCAGUUGAUAAUGAUAAAUUGUCAAGCAAUUCUCUUAACUCAUUUCGUUGCUAUGCAACAAUUAAAGUAAUCUUAUGCAACAUACCGGCUUCUAACUGUCAGGAGACGGGAAACAGGAAAUCGGGAAUUUAUAUAAGACUGACGGAAGGUUCCACAAGUAAUUACAUUUUAAGUUCAUUAUUUUAGUUCGCGAGCAAAGAAAAGUGAUUCGAAUUUGAGGCUGAACCUUGCAUCAACCCAGGUGGGUAGAAAAUAAUAAUUUCUGGUGCACGUGCAGGGCGAAGCUGCAAAAUACAUGUAUGUUUUGAAUGAACGAUCUCACCAGCAAGAGCUUACUCCCAAGCGUGCAUAAUUGCCAUAUAAAUAAACCGCUGCAUUCUUGAGCAUCGCUGUGACAAGGUUGGGAGGUUUUUACGCUACAAUAAAUCUCUUGUUGAUUCAGCUUACGAAUCUUUAGUGUCUCUGUGAAACAGGGCCAAAAUACUCCCCACACUGCAAGGUGGCGACCCCACCAGGACAGCUUGACAUAUUGUAUCGUAUCGGUUCGACGGGUGAUACUGUUCUUGCGAAGUGAGAGUAGAGCGGAAGAUUUGAUUUUGAAGGGUUAAGAACGGAUUGGAACGAUAAUCAACAAUAAUAAAUAAACAAGUAUAAAAAUAGUAAAUAGUUUUCCGUAAUGGGAACACAGCUUGAGUUACUAUGAUCAUCAGAUUGACACCAGGAAAUUUUAACCCUUCUACCUUUCCUCUUUCGAGAGGAAACUGGGUUCAAGACAAAGUCACGCAAGUUCGUUGCCAUAAACAUGGCCGACCGAGACCAAAGCGGCCGUCCGCCGCUACUUCCAUCGGGCUAUGACUACGACUUUGUUACAGAACUAGAUGAAGAUUUUGUCUGUCAGAUAUGCCAGUUACCUUUAAGAAAUGCUGUGUUAACUAGAUGUGGACACAGAUUUUGCCAUGACUGUCUCAUUGAACAUUUCAAACGGUAAGUUGGAAUGGUUAUUCCAGAACUGUCGUCUGAGUGAGUCUAUUGAUCUUCGAAUGCCUAAUGAAUUAUAGAUGAAACAGGACUACCCCUAUUUUGGAAGAAGAAGCAUAUUUCACAGAUGAUAAUUCUGUAAUUACUUAGAGCCAAUGCCAUCAUCAAUGCAACUUUUUAAGAAGUGUAGUCAAAUGUUCGAAUCCAAGUCAGCUGAUGCAGAACUUAGUUCCUCGUGAGACAAAAACAAGCUGCAAGGCAAUUUCAAACUUCAUGUUGAUGUCCAAUUGUGGAGUUCUAGUUGUUUUUAUAUUUCCAUUGUCGAGAAAUAUGAGGCAUUGAAGCCUUGUUAGGAAUGAAAUCAUCCUGAUUGGUUUUAGCUUCCUUCUGGUCAUAAUGAAUCAAACCGAGCAGUUAAAAGCUUCGCACGUAUCUUGAAAGUCGUGUUUUAAAUUCAUAGUUUGUUUCAACGCAAACAUUUGCGAUAUGUCAGCUCUAAGGUCCGAAAAGAGUAGCCUAAAUCUGGCAAGUGGGUGGGCAAAACUUUGAAGUUUGCCCUAAUUUCAAGUUUGGGAUGCAUAUUCUCUGGUAGAUGACAUUGCACAAUUGCCAGCGAGAAAUGUUUCGUCAUUGAGUCUGCAGAAUUUCGCACUACGUGAACCAAGAACGGUUCUCUUGUUAUUACAAAUCUUCUAUUUUGUGGUAAUACACAAAUAGAUGCAUGUAACGCGAAGUAAAAUCUCUUGUCCUUGUCACUGCAUUAUCUGAAUGCGGGCAAAAUUUUGUUGCUUUGCUUUUCACAGUGGGGUUUUUGCAAAACUACCGUAGAAAAACAAGUGGUGUCUUUAUAGGAUCUCACAAUCGAAAACAGUGUUUUCUUCGUCAACAUAAUGAAACCAGGGUCAUUUUCAGGACAACUACGUUAUCUUGAUGGUUACCCUACAAAAUAUACAUUGAAUGUUGACACAUUGAAUGUUACUUUAUCACAAAGUUGCAUUUCUUUUGACGAGAGUUCUCUCUUUUUAGAAUACAACAUCCUAACUGCCCACUAGACAGAACAAGACUGGAUAAAGACAAGGUACUUCCUAUAGUAGUUUAUUCCAAGUGCUUCUGUAACAAAAAAGCUUAUUCUCCAUCUCACUCAAUUUUAAGGCUAUUUUUACAAAAAACACACGUAAUUGUUAUGCCUAUAUUCCCGAAGUAAGUUGGUUUUUCUUAACUAAGAUGUCUUAAAGUAAAUGGUUUGAACCCAGGAGUAUCAGUAGUUCGUAUAGUGUGAUUGUCCGGGUGAGUGUUUCCAACAUCAGUUCUUUUCAGAACUACACUCAUCCGGACGAUCACACUAUACGAACUACUAAGAUGUCUUGUUUAAACCAUCUGCUAAUACCAGAUCCUUUUUCAGUCAAGUUGCUCAAAGAUCUUUAGAAAAAGUCACAUUAUGUACUCACUUAUAUGAAUAUUUAAGUUAAAACUUUGUAAUUGCAGUUAAUUUCUAUAUAUGAAACAUUAGCUGCUUUCAUUCUGUUCCCCAGAUAUGCUACUUGUACCUAAAAGUGAAAGAGCAGGGAAAGUGGAAGAGGAGAGAAUGUUACUUAAGUUCACAACUUUCCUACAAUAAAAUUGAUCCCAAAAUUAAUCUUAGCCUCAAUCAGUUAGGAAUGAUUAAAUUUGAUUUUGAUCUGUUUUCUUAUCCAUCAUUUCAAUCUUAUUUUAUUUGUAGGAUAUUUUUCCAGAUAAGGCAAGUGAGAGAAGGAUUCUCUCUUACUUUGUCAAGUGUCCUAAUAAAUGCCAGUGGGAAGGAGAGCUCAGAGAUGUGGAGGUAGCUAAUCAGAAUUUUUUCCUCAAAAAAAAAAAAAAAUGAGGUGGAUAUAUUAAGUCCUAGCUUGCUGGUAAACUUUUCCUACUAAUUUACCAGCAAACCUAACUUUAGGUGCUUAAGCUUAAAGCACAUGAAGUCAAGCAUGGUCCUAGGGAUAUGAAAAUCUUGAAAUCCAUGCUUUCAGUCUAUCAUCAUCCCUUUGAUUUGUCGGCUUAAACAGGUAUGAAAUGGAAGUUCAUAUUCAACAUUUAAAAGGGAGUAGGAGUGUCAAAGCUGUCUGUAUUUUAUUAGUUAACAGUCUUAAUCUGAUGCUUUUUUACACACACCUUUUUUACGCACACCUUUUGCUGCGCUGAUGUGGGGCUAACACUUGAAAAUUCAGCUUUGAAACUCUUUACAGUGGCUAAUUUACGUUAUACAAACUCAGUUGAUAAUACUAAGUUUCCCUGUUAUACCCUCUCACCUAUGCAGUAAUACAGUUUCUUUAGAAACUUACUGCCUUUAUUCGUAUUGUUCCUUGUCUGAUGUUACAAACUAAGGGAGACAAGAUUAAUCUUGUCUCAUCAAGACAUUUAAUCUGCUUUUCAGAAAUCUACUGGUUACCCUAAUGUAGAUGAUACCAGAUUUAAAAGUUGUCAUUCUGACACAUACAUGUAUAACAAGCAGCUCAUUUUAGAAUAAAAUUCUACUUGUGUGAGGGAUAAUUUUUAGGUGAUUGUAACUGCUUUUUACUUUUUCAAAUUUCAUUGUUUUGCAUUCUAGUGUGCAUACAUGUACCAUGUGCUGUUGCUAAGUAUUGCUAUUUUUGUUGGAAUCUUUCAGAACCACCAACAGAUUUGUCCCUAUGAAGUUGUGCAGUGUCCAAGUUCCAACUGCCGUGUGUUCCUGGCAAGGAACCAGAUUGAAGAACAUGUGGCCAUGUCGUGUCAAUGGAGAAUUGUUUCUUGCCAAUUUUGCCCAGAAGAGUAUCCAAAAGCUGAAGAACAUGUGAGCAGACUUGAAUAAGCCAUCUUAAUGUGUGGUUUGACAGACAGAAACCUGAAUGCUGUUUUAUUAACUUUGAACUAAUAGCCAUCACAUUUCUUGUGCAAUAUCAGUAUCACUACUCCUCCUUGUCUUCAACCUCUUCCCUCUAGAGGCAUUUUCCAUGCAAGUGUCUCCAUGUUGUUUUUACUGGCACUCUAUAUUCCAGGGGAUUUAGGUAUUUGCACAGUUUGCAGUUACUGCUGUAUUUUCUUCUUAUAAUAUCAAUACAUCAUCAAAUAGACUACUGACAAGAAUAACAAAAAAUAUUACUUAGGGGAUUAUUAGUUGAUCCAACACCAAAUUCUCCAAACUAGCAUAAGAGUUGUAUGGUAAACACUAAGGAGAAUCAGUUAGGAGUGAAGGGGUCAAUCAAACAGUACCCUCAUUUCCUUGGGGUAUGAAUAGGUAUUUGCAAACUUUUAGGGAAGUUUGUUGAAAUACUUACAGUGGGAUUAUUCCAUUAUGUACUAACUCCUGUGCAACAAAAGCAUGCUACUGUAAGAUUAAAAUGAUGUUUCAGCUGUUAAUUUUACUUUGUAGAUUCACAAUGAAACCUGUCCUAUGUUCCCUCUGAACUGUUCCAAUGGUUGUGGACAAGUUGUCCCAAGGGAGCAGGUAAGAGAGAUGUUUAACUCAGAGUGAAGCCUUACAAUAAUUUCCACAGAAUUUUUACAGGUCUCUUAUGGUGCAGGAAAAAGUACAAGUAAGGUAGCUCUUCAUCCUAAGGGUAAACUGCAUUGUACCUGCUACAGCAAUCCUCUUACUCUGGGGAAGAAACUGAACUCUGCGAUGAACUACUCUGUUUUCCCUUUUGGUAUGAAACUGUUUUGGAUCAAUAUCAGUAUCUGGGCAACUGCCCACCUACCCCUCCCCUAACUCAACAACAGUUAAUUGACAACAAGUUAAGGUUAAUGUAGGGUUAGGGGAGGGGUAGGUGGGCAGUUGCCCAGAUACUGAAAUUGAUCCACUGUUUUGGGUAAAAACUCUACUGGCCCUUUCUUUUAUUUUCUUAGCUUCCUGUCUGUCCUGAUAAGAAAAGUGUUUAUUUAUGAGAGAACUCCCUGUGGAUUAAUUUUCCUCAAUCCUUAGAUACGUGCUGCCAUAUAUCAAUCAGAAUACACCUCAAGGGUAGGGUAGAUCGUGAAGAGACCCACCGUAUAUCAAUCGGAAUACCUCUCAAGGGUGGGGUAGAUCGUGAAGAGACCCACCGUAUAUCAGAAUACCCCUCAAGGGUGGGGUAGAUCGUAAAGAGACCCAAAAGAACAUCAAUUGGAAACUACAUACUUAGAUGUAUGUCAGUAGAAUUGAAAUCUGUGUAAAUUUUUCUCUCUGUUUACAUAACUAUCAGCCAAUGUUACCAAGCUGUCAACAAACUAAUACCUGCCACUUUCCCUUCUUGUUUUUUGUUUUGGUUUUGAAUAUUUACCAAAAUAUCUACAUCAUAGUCAUUCCUAGGGUUAGAGGAAUUUUUACACACAAAACAACUUUUUUUGUUUCGUAGAUGUUAAAGCAUUUGGAAACAGAGUGCCACCUUACGCCAGUGUCUUGUCCUUUUCAUGACUUGGGGUGCAACAUGAAAGUAAGUAUUACUAGUAGCACCUCUUCGGGUGUAAUUUGAUAUAAACCACCACAGGAAAUUUUUCUAAUAUCACCCGAGCAAUUUUACCACAAAAAAUCGUCCUCCUCAGACUCAUUGGGUAUUGUCGAAAUUAGCGUCGACUUCCUCUUGAGGACUUUAAAUAUAUUCACCGGACCUUCGGUGAACAAUAGUUUAAAAAAGGGAUGUAGGUCACAGCACGCUGGCGAGUACAAAGUAGCUUGUUCGGUAGAGCUUUCUACCGCUAAAUUUGAAGAAGCUGAGAUUCGAAGCUUCACCGAGUGGAAGACAGAUUUGAAUUUGUCCCAUGCUCGUAGCAAAUGUGAAACAUGUUUCCUAAUGGCCGCGUUACAUUUACAGGUGGAAAGAAGAAACUUGGAAACACACGUUCGUGAAGAUACGACUACUCAUUUGAGCUUCGCUUGCAAGAAGCUCGCCCUACUGCAGCAAGAAUUUGACGAGGAGAAAAAAACCCUUAAGAAACAACUGGACGACCUGAAAAAGGAAAACAACAAUCUCUUGCUCAAAGUUUCAGCACAGGAGAAAGAAAUGCAUAAGAGCCAGAUGGAAACUCCGAUGUUUGUAUGGAAGAUAACUGGUUUCGGUGACAUAUUACACCAGGCCAAAGUUGGCCGGAACAAUAAAAUAGACAGCGAUCCCUUUUACACUGGAAAGUAUGGCUACAAGUUAAAACUCUCCGUCAAUCCCAACGGCGACGGAUCAGGCAGGAAUACUCACCUCUCUGCGUUCGUAAUCGUCAUGAGAGGUGAACACGACGCAAUAUUGCCUUGGCCAUUUAAUCAGAAGGUCACAUUUACGCUUAUAGAUCAGCAAGAGAGCCUAGACGAGCGUCAGAACGUUACUAUGCUCUUCAGAGCCAAUACGAAACUAGAGAACUUUGCCAGACCCACUGCAGAAGAAAACCCUGGUCGUGGGUACGCGAGAUUCAUGUCUCACGAGAAAUUGAAAACGAGGCGGUAUUUGGUGGACGACACGUUGUUUAUCCAAGUUGAUGUGGGACCGCCUUCUCUGUGACCCUGAAGAUCCAAACAUGUUUGUUCGUUAAGA
Messenger RNA from Pocillopora meandrina, 14763 nucleotides. The record is from the annotation of a GenBank genome assembly. Lineage: Eukaryota; Metazoa; Cnidaria; Anthozoa; Scleractinia; Pocilloporidae.